This is a messenger RNA of Prunus armeniaca (apricot), 624 nucleotides long. Lineage: Eukaryota; Viridiplantae; Streptophyta; Magnoliopsida; Rosales; Rosaceae. The record is from the annotation of a GenBank genome assembly.
AUGGCGGACACCGCGAGAUCCACGGGCACAGUCAAGUGGUUCAGCGCGCAGAAGGGGUUCGGCUUCAUCGCCCCCGACGACGGCACCGAAGAUCUCUUCGUCCACCAGACCUCGAUCCAAUCCGACGGCUUCCGGACCCUCUCGGAGGGCCAGCCCGUUGACUUCCUUGUCGAAUUAGGCGAAGACGGACGCACCAAAGCCGUCGACGUCGUCGCCUCUAUCGCCCGAUCCCGAGGUCCCGGCUUUGACCGUGGCCGUGGACGCGGCCGUUUUGGCUGGAGGGGUGGCGGUUAUGGCGGGAGAGGGGUAGGCAAUGGAGGCGGCGGGCGUGGUGGUUAUGGAAGGUUCGGUGGAGGGUAUGAUGUCGGGAGAGGCGGCGGGAGGGGUGGCGGUUAUAGUGGUGGUUACGGCGGUGGUCGUGGCGGUGGCGAGUGCUACAAUUGCGGCGGAUUUGGGCAUUUGGCUAGGGACUGUAUUCAGGACGGCGGCGGUGGUGGCGGUGUUGGAAGAUUUGGUGGCGGUGGUCGAGGAUACGGUAGCCGUGGAGGCGGUGGUGGCCGUGGGUGUUAUAAUUGCGGAGAGGAAGGGCAUUUGGCAAGGGAAUGUCCUAAUGAUCAGAAGUGA